UCAAGACAGGCAACAACUGCUUAUUGUUGAUUGACCCUUCAGCCGCACUCACCCCAACUCAUGUCUUCUGCCACCCUGCUUCGCCGGAUUCUGGACUCCCCAGGGAUUCACCAGUGCCCUGCUUGUUUCGAUGCUCUCAGUGCCAAGCUGAUCGAUAGAGCUGGCUUUCAAUGCUCUCUUUCUGGUGGGUUCUCAAUAUCAGCUGCCAGACUGGGAAUGCCUGAUGCAGGGCUUAUAUCAUAUGGGGAAAUGUUGGAACAAGGAAGACUGAUUACUCAAGCUGUGUCCAUUCCUGUUAUUGGGGAUGCUGAUACUGGAUAUGGCAAUGCCAUGAAUGUUAAAAGGACUGUUAAGGAAUAUAUCAGAGCUGGUUUUGCUGGGAUUAUGCUUGAAGAUCAGGUAUCACCAAAAGCUUGUGGCCAUACUCAAGGGAGGAGAGUAGUAUCAAGAGAGGAAGCAGUGAUGCGGAUAAAAGCAGCGGUUGAUGCUCGGAAGGAGAGUGAUUCGGACAUUGUUAUUGUAGCUCGAACUGAUUCUCGCCAAGCCGUGUCUUUUGAAGAAGCAAUCUGGAGAACAAAGGCUUUUGCUGAUGCUGGAGCAGAUCUUCUUCUCAUUACUGCAUUAACUUCAAAAGAAGAGAUGAAGAGUUUUUGUGAAACCUCUCCCUCAGUUCCAAAAUUGGCGAAUAUGCUUGAAGGAGGGGGCAAGACCCCAAUUCUCAGUCCAUCUGAGCUUGAGGAAAUUGGAUAUAAAGUUGUGCUCUAUCCACUAUCCUUGCUUGGGGUUUCAAUUCGAGCAAUGCAGAUUUUUUACACCAUGAAAGUGACUCCAAAAUUGCUAACUGCAGGAUGCUCUUACCUCUAUUAAAGGUGGGCAUGUUCCUCAUGAAAGCAUGCCAUCUUUUGAAGAGAUGAAGGAAAUACUUGGUUUCAAUGAGUAUUAUGAAGAAGAGAACAUGUAUUCUACCAGUACCAGUCAUUAAUUUGUCUUCAUAGGGGAGCAAGAUACCUUUUACUGUGGAACACACACAAGUUCAUCAAUCUUUUAUGACACUCUUACAAGGAAAAAAAGACAUGAUUUCCUAUUUCUCUUUUAGGGUUCGUUUGGUAAGCCGUAUAAGAGUCGUAUUAUAUUUAAUAUCAGCGAGCACUAUAUUUGAAUAAAAUUUUGUAUUGUAUUAAUUAUUACGACUAUAAAUAUUAAUACAAUGUGAAUAUGUUAUUUAAUACAUAACAAAUGAUCUAUGCUAUCUUGUAUUAUAAUAAUUACAAAGGGCAUGGGGUUACGGACCCGGAUCACGGCCCCACACUCAACCCCAAUCACAGACCCUAGACCUGGACCUUAACCUUGAAGACACUCAAGCCAAUCCUGGGACUUUGAUCAAGACUUAUAAAGGUCGAAUAAGUUAAGAUAUCCUAUUUGAGGGUCCCGUGGCACCUCUAGGAAACUUAUGAGAAUCUUAACCAGUCAUUUG
Cannabis sativa is the source of this 1474-nucleotide messenger RNA. RefSeq lists its product as uncharacterized. Lineage: Eukaryota; Viridiplantae; Streptophyta; Magnoliopsida; Rosales; Cannabaceae. The transcript has 5 exons. Gene Ontology annotation, molecular function: catalytic activity. The record is from RefSeq and is a predicted model, not a curated record. The coding region runs from base 61 to 867 and encodes 268 amino acids.